AUGAAUAUAGAAGAUGAUCUUGAAUAUAUUAUUAGUGAUAAUCAUGCAAUUAACGACGACGACGACAACGAUAAUAUAGAUAGUAAUGAUAAUCAUGAAAAGAAUAUACAAAAGCAGCAUGAUAAAUCAAACAACAACAACAACAAUGAGAUCUACAACGAAGAUGAAGACAUAGAGGAUCUUUUAAAUCUUCAAACUGCAAUAGAUGAAGAUGAUGAUUCAAUCAUUUUAGAUAAUAAUAAUAAUAGUGAUACAGAGUUUGUAAUUGAUGAAGACUAUGAUGAUGAUGACGAAGAUGGAGAAGAUGAUCAUUACAACAAAGAUAAUAAUAAUAAUACUGUAAAUAGUUAUAAUGAAGAUGAUGAAAUUCAACGCUCAUCUACAAAGAGAAUAAAGACAAUACAUAAUAAUAAUAAUAAUAAUAAUAAUAAUAAUAAUAAUAAUAAUAAUAAUAAUAAUAAUAAUAAUGACAAUAGUAAUAAAAAUAAUAAUAUGUUUAAUGAAUUUACAAGUGAAAUAUUAAUGGAUAUACCUGUCCUAUCGACUGUAUCACCAACUACAACAACAACUACGACUUCAACAGCAUCAUCAUCUUCAUCUUCAUCAUCAUCAUCAGAUUUAAAUAUAGAUUUAAAUUAUGCAUUACAACUCAACUUGGAGUAUCAAAGAACAAUAAAGAAAUACUUGGAGAAUAUAGAAAAAGCAAUGGAGAAGAAUACAGAAUUACUUAAUAAAGCAAGAAGUCUAUCAUCUACACCACCAAUCAAAACGAAAAGUAUUCAAGAGAAGAAAGCAGGUGCUCCAUUUUUCCAAAAUGAAUCGAAUGAAUCUCCACCUGACAAUCCUGAUACCAUUUAUUUGAAACAACAUUUCGGUGGUAUGCCAAUGUAUUUUAAAGCAAGAAAAUGGACAAAGAAUGAUUGUCAAACAUUGGCAGGUGGAAUCAGAGAGAAGAAUAUGCAGUUGAAACUGUUUGAGAUCUCUGAGAGAAACAUAUCAAAGACAGAGUAUCAGAGAGAGAUGAGCAACGUCUCAAAGAUCACAAUGACAGAGUUGGAGAUGAAUUUGAAUGGUAUCAACUGGGAGAGUCUGUGUAAUGAACAUAUGCCAGGCAGAACACCACUGGAGUGUGAACUGCGGUGGAAGAAUCACGAUCAUCCUUCGAUCAACAAGGAACCUUUCACCAAAGAAGAAGACAAGAAUCUCAUUGCACUCGCAAAGAAAUACGAAGGACAUCAGUGGUUCGAGAUCUGUCGCGAGUUGGGAACGGCGCGCUCAGCUGUUCAGUGCUGUCAGCGCUACCAGCGAAGUUUGAACACCAAGUUUAUGAAGCGUGAAUGGACCAAAGAAGAGGAUGAGAUUCUCCGACGUGAGUAUAACAGGUGUCACUCGGAGGGUGGCGAGAGAAGCUGGCAGCUCAUUGCCGAGGCUCUGGAAGGACGUACCGGACAACAGUGUCUGCAUCGCUGGCAAAAGACAUUGGAUCCCUCGAUUAAGCGUGGUCGUUGGACAGACGAGGAAGACGAUCUCCUACGAAAGGCAGUCGAGCUCUAUGGCAAAGGCAAUUGGAUAUUGAUAAAGAACCAUGUCCCCGGUCGUACCGAUAUGCAGUGUCGUGAGCGUUGGUGUAACGUCGUCGAUCCGAUCCUUGUCAAGAAUGCCUGGACACCGGCCGAGGAUAACCAACUCCGCGCACUCGUAGAGAAGAACGGCAUUGGAAAGUGGGCAUUGGUUGCCAAAGAGAUGAUCACCAGAACCGAUAACCAAUGUUGGCGUCGCUGGAAGCAAUUGUACAGCAAGACUGCGUUCCUCGAGGAGUACAAAGAUAUUCUGAGCAAGAAGAAAGAGAUGAUCGUCAGUAAUUUCGUGGGAAGAGAGAAGGAGAGACCGUCUUUUACUAUCGAUGAUUUCGUCUCACCGGAAAAGUUGAAGGAGAUACAAGAGAUGACUCUUACAGUACCGGAGCUACCACCCACUGUUAGAAGCAAAACUCCAAGAAGAGGUGCUUCCACUGCUAAUUCCUCUACGCCCCGAGCUAGCACCAGAGGAAGCAAACCACCUAGACUUUCGAAAGCUUCUGCUGCUCGUGCUGCCGCUAUACUUGCUAAUGCUUCCAAUCCAUCGACUCCACAAUCACCACAAUCAGAACCACCUACACCAGUAGCACCUCUUCAAUUAGAUGGUAACAACUCUGCACCAACAACUCCACCCACAUCCAAUACAGAGUCAACAACAACUACUACAACUACCACAACCACUACUACAACUACUACUCCUCCAGAAACACCAGAAACACAAGAUGCACCAGCUACACCAACAACAAGAGGUAGAGGUAGAGGAAGAGGAAGAGGUAGAGGUACAAGUCAAACUAGAGGUCAGCCAAAAGCAGCGACUACAACAACAGCUACUACUGCAACACCUCCAGAAACAUCAGAAACAUCAGACACACCAGAGACACCGGCUACACCGACAAGAGGUAGAGGUAGAGGAAGAGGUAGAGGUAGAGGUGCAAAGAGAUCAUAUGAAAUAAUGAAUGAAGUCAGAUCUGAAGACACAGAUCAAGAUAUGCAAAAUGAAUUACAAGAGAUUCUUAGUGAACAACAAGAGAGACAACUAGUACAACCAGAUGAAUAG
This is a messenger RNA of Heterostelium album PN500, 2634 nucleotides long. RefSeq names its product putative myb transcription factor (gene mybL). The record is from RefSeq and is a predicted model, not a curated record. The transcript is spliced from 3 exons. NCBI's taxonomy places the organism in Eukaryota, Evosea, Eumycetozoa, Acytosteliales, Acytosteliaceae. The coding region runs from base 1 to 2634 and encodes 877 amino acids.